GCCGCUUCCGCCCUUCCGCCCCGCGCCGCGCGCCGCCCGCCAUGGCCAAGAUCAAGGCCCGAGACCUGCGCGGGAAGAAGAAGGAGGAGCUGCUGAAGCAGUUGGAGGAUCUGAAGGUGGAGCUGUCGCAGCUGCGCGUGGCCAAAGUGACCGGCGGGGCCGCCUCCAAGCUGUCCAAGAUCCGAGUGGUGCGCAAAUCCAUUGCCAGAGUGUUGACUGUCAUCAACCAGACCCAGAAGGAGAACUUGAGGAAGUUCUACAAGGGCAAGAAGUACAAGCCCCUGGAUCUGCGGCCCAAGAAGACCCGGGCCAUGCGGCGCCGGCUCAACAAGCACGAGGAGAACCUCAAGACCAAGAAGCAACAGCGAAAGGAGCGAUUGUACCCGGCCCGGAAAUUCGCCAUCAAGGCAUAGCCCUGAGCAAGCUGCAGCUGCAGGCUGGGGGCUGGGGAUGGCUCAUUAAAUGGAGUUUGGUUUGGUU
Catharus ustulatus (Swainson's thrush) is the source of this 480-nucleotide messenger RNA. It is a transcript of the gene RPL35, whose product is annotated as ribosomal protein L35. The transcript has 4 exons. Gene Ontology annotation, cellular component: cytosolic large ribosomal subunit; ribosome. Bases 42 to 413 code for a protein of 123 amino acids. The record is from RefSeq and is a predicted model, not a curated record. Gene Ontology annotation, molecular function: structural constituent of ribosome; mRNA binding. Lineage: Eukaryota; Metazoa; Chordata; Aves; Passeriformes; Turdidae. Gene Ontology annotation, biological process: maturation of LSU-rRNA from tricistronic rRNA transcript (SSU-rRNA, 5.8S rRNA, LSU-rRNA); translation.